CGGCAGGGCGGCAGGAGGCCGAGCGGGGCGCCGAGCAGAAAGAAGACGAACUGGGUCCACCCAAGAGGGAGCCGGCACCUAGAACUCCGCGCCCAGAACUCCAGGAGGCCCAGCAGAGGAGCGUGUGUCCUGUGACCGCAGGAGGCAGCAUUACUGGAUCGAGAUGACCGCUCCCACCACCUUGGGGGAUUCCACCUUCUUCUCGUUGAACGUGACCACGAGGGAGGAAGACUUCCUCUAUAAGAGUGCCGGAGCCAUCAUUGCUGCCAUCGUGGUGGUGGUCAUCGUCACCUUCACAGUGGUUCUGAUCCUGCUGAAGAUGUACAACAGGAAAAUGAGGACACGGCGGGAGCUCGAGCCCAAGGCCCCCAAGCCGGUUGCUCCGUCUGCCACGGACCCCAGCACUAACAGCAGCCAACAGCCUGCGUUGUCGGUGACCGUCAGCCCUGUUGACCUUCACUCAGAGACUCGGUGACCCCAGUCCCGCCACCGUCUCUGCCACAGUCUGAAGAGCUUGCUCGGGGUGCAGACCCGGAAGCACACAUCUACGGCAGCUUCCUUAUGAGUUCCUUCCGGUCAGCAGAGCAUCUUUCAGACAAUCCCUGCCACUUCCUUAACCUUGCCCUAACCCAGCUCACCCUGAGUGUGUCCAGAUCACCUGUCACCCUGUCAAAACGCCGUGGAAUGUUAUUUUGUCAUCAGAUGAGCUAGAGCUCUGCUGGGAAUCCACUCAAGUGAGUUCAAAAUGCUGUGGCUAGACAGACAAGCUGACAGACAGACAGACAGACAGACAGACAGACAGACAGACAGACAGACAGACAGACGUACUGAUUCAUUUGGUCAAGAGUAUGUCGACCUCAGAGAAUGUUGCUGUGAGUGUUGCCCAGGGUCUGCCACUGGGCUCAUCUCAGAUUAAGAGCUAAAUCCACAGCUUUGCAGAGUAAAAUACUCAACCCCAUCUUCAUGGACAGGGGAACUACUUGGACUAACCCCAAAGCCAAUUUGUUAAUUUAUAACCUCUUCUGCUACUAGAUAACCAAUGAUUGAUCAACGCAUUUCUCUUCCUUAAAAGAAAAGUUACAAGAAAAAUGGAUCUUUUUCCCUCCCAAGAGGUUUCUGCUUCAUUAAUAAUCAGUAGAAGGCCCAGGGUGACCUUGGGGCAGGGUGGCCUCUAGGACCAGAGAUUGUCGCAUUGUCAUAGGCCUUGACCAAUCCUGGUAGCUGCUUAGGGCUCCCUCCUCCUCUCCUUCCGGGAGGGUCUCAUUUCCUGGCUCCCCAAGAAGCUUUGACAGUCUUGUUAACCCUUUACCUCCCAGGACCCAUAUUCAGAGACUGGGUCACCUGGACGAGGCUGGAGAUACACCUGAGGCAGCACAUACCAGACCAUUUCUCUGGACAGAGCUGGGCUGGAAAACAAUCUCCAGAUAAGGGGAAACAUUUUGGAAUCAAGGAGACUUGCCUUCAAGCUGUGCUUUCUGGUAUAUGGCCUUGGGAAGGUGACUCAGCUUUCCAUGUUAGUGGAAAUGGCAACCCUCG
Messenger RNA from Octodon degus (degu), 1536 nucleotides. It is a transcript of the gene Ncmap, whose product is annotated as non-compact myelin associated protein. Bases 164 to 475 code for a protein of 103 amino acids. Gene Ontology annotation, biological process: regulation of myelination; peripheral nervous system myelin formation. Gene Ontology annotation, molecular function: structural constituent of myelin sheath. Gene Ontology annotation, cellular component: paranode region of axon; plasma membrane; Schmidt-Lanterman incisure. The transcript is spliced from 5 exons. The record is from RefSeq and is a predicted model, not a curated record. Lineage: Eukaryota; Metazoa; Chordata; Mammalia; Rodentia; Octodontidae.